UAAGUGGAUCGAGUGGAGAAUAGUUGUCGAAUUCUAACUAUUCUGAGAAUAGUUUAUGAAUUCUUCCUUCUCCAUUUUAUUUAGAAUUAUAUAGAAUUUAAGUUGCAGUUGAUGAAAUGGAAGAUAAUUCGUCCUAUUUUUGUUCUAAUCUAGUCUAUUUUGAAUUUUCUAGAAUCUGAAUUGUAGUUGGUGAAAUGCAAGAUAUGUAAUUCCUUUUAUUUUGGAUACUGUAGAGUUUUACCAAAGUUAAUGAGAUUGGGUAUAUUUUAUUGCAUCGUGAAUUCUGUAGGGUUUUAUUUUCAUUCGUUGAUGUCGAUGAGAUAGAGCAUAUUUUAUUGUAUUUUUGUGAUGUUAUAAAAUGUGUCCUUUAUGAUUUAACGUGGAUGAAACGGAAGCUACUUUAUUCUGCUUUGGAUUCUACAGAAUCUAACUUUCAUAAUUUAAAAUUGAGGAUAUUUCAUCGUAUAUUGAAUUCUGCAGGGUUCGUCUUUUAUAAUAUAUGGUAGAUUAUAAAUUUUGAUAGAAUUGUAGAGAUUGAUAAAAUGUAGAGUACUUGAUCGUAUUAAACUUUCCUUCAUUGUCCUUGAAACAGCGACUCAUUUUACGACCUUAUUUCUCGGCCGAUUUUAUGAUACUUCGUCAUUUCAACAAAAUAGUUUCAUAAAGUAGGAUCUUAUAAAAAUUUACGACUCAUCUCGAUAAUAUAAAUCGUUAGAAUUCUUAUUCCCAGAAUGCAUAUCUCUAAUAACUGUCUUGCAGCGACAUCAGCAACGUCAUACGAAGCAAAAGUUCUUAGAACGUAGGACAUCAAUUAUUUAGUAUUUUUCAAAAUCAAAAUCUCCCAACGACUUUCCGUCCGAACUGUUUGUUUCUAUUGUUCUCUUAUUUUUAUUUUUACUUCGUAUCUUUAUUAUCGAGCGCGCUGCAAUCGUAAUUUCUAUCCACACGACACUCCAAUAUUUUUAAAAAUAUUCACGCUUUCUCUUAUCAACGCGAUUCGAUAAAAGAAGAAUUAUAGGUCAAAGACAUCAUACCAAUAUUUGAACAAAUGGCCAAAUGUUUAAAAAUAUCAAUAUCUCAAACAGCCACAGUGUUUGUUUUCGAAAAGAAAGAAAGGAAUCUCGUAAAUUUUCCACGUAUUUAUCCAUAGUAAGCUUUAUCUUGGAGUAUCGUCGAAGCACGUUGAGGAAAGAAUGCAAUGCGGAAGGCCAAAGACGAUCGUGUCAAGAUCGCGACACAUCAUUUUCGAAUCAGCAUCGAGGAAGAAGGGGACGAAGAGAACAAAGAAGCGGAAGAUGCAGCUAGAGAAACCGAUAGAAGAUUCUCCAUUACGAUUGAAGCGGAUUCUGGUAUAGUAGUUGCGUCGCAAGAAUCACAAGCGCAAGAUCUUGCAAUCAACAGAGAAGAACGUUCGUUUGCAAACGACCAAACAGCCAAUGAAAUUUUAUCAGAAGAAUUUGUAGAAAGAACUUGGAACGAGCAGGAAAAGAAAGCACAAAGCUUCGAAUCUAAGUCGUCAAAAAAUUCUGGUGACUCAAAGGGACGAUCUUCAAAAGGAUCAGUCGGCCAACAACAAAUUUUGUUAGAGAAAUUUGUCGAUAGAACUUUGAACGAACAGGGAAGAGAGGUACGAGGCUUCGAGUUCAAAACUUCUUCCGAUGGAUCAGAUAGUGGACCUUCCCAAGAAAUUGAUUCGAGAGAAUCAAUUAGCCAGAAGAAGAGGAUCGAUAAAUUCGCAAACGGUGAAAAUUUGUCGGGUGAUUCGCAAAAUUGCGGGAAGAUUGAAAAGACGCAAAGCGAUAAUUGGGAAAGUGAAACACGAUUUUCGGUUGCUUCCAGCGAAAUUCCUAACGAAAAUUAUGAAAUCUCCGCUUCCGGAAGCUCGCCACGAUCGAUCAGUGCGGACCAAAACUUCGGCGUUCUCUGCUCGAAGUUUAAGUAUAUCAUCAACGAAAGUUCCUACGAGAAUGUAGAUUUGACAAAGAAAUUGGAGCGCGACUCGACCUCGAGUUUUCUUCCUUUCGAAACAUCGAAUCCUUCAGAACUUAAACGCCAUAGAUCUCUUUCUUCGUACGAAACCUAUAAAUCUUCCAAUUUAAAUACUUCCAUGCAACGCAAGAGAAGUCUUCAAGAUCCUACAGGCGUAACAUUACAAAAUUUACGAUUACUCGAUCAACCAAGAGAAAAAGCACAAUCGGUGACAGCUGCAGAAAUUCAGGAGACUUCGCAGAUUCUUACUCAUCCAAAUAUCGAAUCCAUUAAAGCAGUUCCUCCGUCGGCAGUCUCUGUCUCUCCUCUUCUAAUCAGACGUUAUUACAAAGUCAUGUCCGCGUUUUCCAAUAAUUCCUGCAGUCUGGAAAACACCUAUCCAUCCAAAAUGUUAGAAGAUCCUCUUCAAACUCGACAAGACUCCAUCAAGACUCCGAAAAAUGAUGUAAAUUGUACAAAUUCGGAAGAAGGAGGCAAUCAGAGGAGUACGCAAAGAAGAUUGACAUUGCCUGCUAUAAACAUAGAUCUAGAUUCGGGAGAAAAAUCAGGAACUGCCAACUAUCAAAAUGUUUUAUCAGGAACCAGCGUUAAUCCUAUUAGAAGGUCCAGCAUAGCAAAUGCUGCGAUUUGUUCGAGUUUAGCUCCCAGCUUGGCCAGCGCUUAUCCAGGUGUUCCAAACUGUUUAUUGCCCACGUCGAAUGGAAACGAACUGUCGAACAUUUCGUCUAUCAGCGAGCAGAUACCAGAAAGAAGCGGAGUAACCGGGUUGAAGAUGAAGUUACCAUUCCUUCGACUUCAUAUACCUGGGUCGCAACCAAUUUCAGGCGAGGAAGAAGGCGAAGAGGAGGAUCCGAACCAUCAUUCGCAUCAUCAUCAUCAUCACCAUCAUCAUCACCACGUGUUCCCGUAUUUUCAUGUACCCACAUUCACGUUCACCGCGCCAGCCACCGAUGGUGAACCUGGCCGGAAGUUCAACUUUGGAAUUCGCAGACACUCGCAAACGACCUUGCAUCGGACUGACUCGAUGGUAUCACUCUGCUACCGAUCUCUCGCCAGCUAUAUCACAGACGAUAAUCUCGCUGGUCUUCAAAGCUUCCUCGAAAACAAACGAGUACUGAUCGAUGACCGAGACGAGAAUGGUAGUACAGCCCUCAUCCUUGCAGCAACUAAGGGAAAGAUACACUUUGUACGAGAGCUUAUCAAUCAUGGAGCAGAUGUUAAUGCAGAGGACGCAGAUAAUUGGACGGCGUUAUUGUGUGCGGCCAAGGAAGGGCACACAGAUGUGUGCCUUGAAUUACUCGAACAUGGCGCUGAUUUGGAACACAGAGACAUGGGAGGGUGGACUGCACUUAUGUGGGCGACGUAUAAAGGUAGGUCGCCGACGGUGAUGAUGCUACUAGGACGAGAAGCUGACGUCAAUGCACAUGGAAAUUUUCACAUAUCUUCGUUGUUAUGGGCCGCAGGCAGGGGUUACCCCGAUAUUGUUAAGGAUCUUAUUGCUCAUGGUGCUAAAGUCAAUGUCGGUGACAAGUAUGGUACUACAGCGUUGGUGUGGGCGUCGCGUAAAGGCCACGUAGAAAUUGUAGAUACUCUUCUAAAAGCUGGUGCUAAUGUCGAUACUGCUGGCAUGUACUCGUGGACAGCUCUUCUAGUGGCCACUCUUGGGAAUCACUUGGAGGUGGUACUACUUCUUUUAGAACAUAAACCAAACGUGAACGCGUUAGAUAAAGAUGGAUGCACAGCUCUGGCAAUAGCUUGCCGAGAGGGGCAUCACGAAAUAGCAAAUGCUCUUUUGAAUGCUGGUGCUUAUGUGAACAUUCAAGAUAGGGCUGGUGAUACAAAUUUAAUUCAUGCUGUGAAAGGCGGUCAUAGAGGAGUGGUUGAAUCUCUUUUAAAAAAGUAUGCUGAUGUCGACAUUGCCGGCAAGGAUAAGAAAACUGCAACCUACAUAGCAGUCGAAAAAGGCAAUAUUUCAAUAUUGAAACUGUUAUUAAAUGCAAACCCAGAUUUAGAGAUUGCGACAAAAGAUGGUGAUACUCCAUUAUUACGGGCAGUUCGAUCGCGAAACGCUGAAAUCGUGCAGAUAUUGCUAGACAAAAAAGCUAAAGUAUCAGCCACCGAUAAAAAAGGUGAUACUGUGCUACAUAUAGCUAUGCGAGCUAGAUCGAAAGCCAUCGUUGAGAUACUAUUGAGAAAUCCAAAAAAUAGUCAACUACUGUACCGUCCAAAUAGACAAGGAGAGACUCCUUAUAAUAUCGACAUCAAUCAUCCAAAGACCAUUCUUGGACAAAUAUUUGGUGCACGGCGUCUUAAUACCAAUGAAGAUAAUGAAAAUAUGCUUGGUUACGACUUGUACAGUAGUGCGUUAGCGGAUAUCCUCAGUGAACCAUCUCUUUCAACGCCUAUAACUGUUGGCCUUUACGCGAAGUGGGGUUCAGGAAAAUCAUUUUUGUUAAAUAAAUUAAGAGAGGAAAUGAAAAAUUUUGCUCGCCAAUGGAUGGACCCAGUAUUCCAAUUUUCUGUCUUAUUAUUCGUAGUAGUAACUCAUGUAUCUUUGUUAGUGGGUAUCACAAUAGGUCUUGCCCUCCAAUCAUGGAUUGUUGGGCUUGCGUGUGGUAUAAGUCUUAUUUUUUUUACGUACACUUUUUUGAUACUUGUCUGGUAUGCUAACAAAAGAUAUGAUUGGUAUUGGCCAUACAAUUUCACGGUAGCUCUGACUACAAAAUUAAAUUCAUUGAAACUGCUUUUACAAGUAAUUUUUUGUCACCCUCCUGGUGGUCGAGUUCACGAUGAUAUCACUGUUCAACCCAUAAAGUUCUAUUUUACUGACCAAACCCGAGUCGGCACAACUGCUGCCGGAGAGAACGCAGUAGUACAAAUGGUAGGAUCGCUUUAUGAUUCCAUUGAGAAUGAGUUUGGUUCCUUAUCCACGCGACUCUACAGAGCAUUCAGACCAAAACCAGAUAAAUCAACGACAACAUGGAAAUGGAGACAUCUUUGUUGUUUACCAUAUAUAGUUAUAUUUGAAUUCUGCUUUUGCAGUUUACUCGUUGGUAUUUCCGUACUUACGGUCUAUCUCAUCGAUAUUUCUAGCAGCGAGCCAACAAUAGAAAGAGUUACAUCACACAUUAUUAUGAUAACCGUUGCCUUAAUACUAGCUGUUAGCGUAAUAGCAAACUUAUAUACAUGGAGUCGAACGUUGCAAGCACUUGUUUUCUCUCAAAGACGGCACCUACAGCGCAGCAUUUCUAAGUUAGAGACUUUAAAAAGCGAAGGUUUUAUACAGACGCUAAGAAGCGAAGUCAGUUUAAUGACCGAGAUGGUUAAAUGCCUAGAUAGUUUUAUGGCACAACAAAGCAGAUUAGUAAUAAUUGUGGAUGGUCUGGAUAGUUGUGAACAAGAUAAAGUGUUGUUAGUUUUAGAUGCUAUACAAGCAUUAUUCAGUGAUAACGGUUAUCCAUUUGUUGUUAUAUUAGCGAUCGAUCCACAUAUUAUUGCCAAGGCAGUGGAAGUCAAUAGUAGAAGAUUAUUCACAGAGUCUAAUAUCGGAGGACACGAUUACUUACGUAAUAUGGUGCAUCUUCCAUUUUAUUUACAAAACAGUGGUUUGCGAAAGGUAAAAGUAGCUCAACAAACUGCCCAACAUAGUAGAAAAACUACGUGGACCGAAGCCGAGGAAAGUGUAAAUUACACCGCGACUAGUACAAUGCAUCACUCUGUUUCUAACAGAAGACUUAGCACGGAGUCUGCUAUAAUGAACAGCAAUGAAAAGUUGAAACCGCAAAGCAGAAAAGGCAGUAGAAAAUUACGAUUAAGCGAGUCAAUCGCAAGUAGCAUCGGUAGCAAUUUAAAUCGAUUGGGCGGUGCACAAGAUCUCAAUAAAAUGCUUCUCACUGACGAUUACUUUAGUGAUGUGAAUCCUCGUAGUAUGAGAAGAUUAAUGAAUGUUGUUUAUGUCACUGGAAGAUUAUUAAAAGCAUUCCAAAUUGAUUUCAACUGGUAUCAUUUAGCUAGUUGGAUCAAUAUUACUGAACAAUGGCCAUUUAGGACGUCUUGGUUGAUUCUUCAUUACGAUAUGUAUGAAGAUAGUUUAGAUGAUUCCAUGUCGUUGAAAAGUCUUUAUGAUAAGAUACGACCCCAAAUCCCAGUACUUAAAGAAGUUCAACCUCUGUUAGAAAUGGAUAGAGAUGAACGGAAACUAGAUAUUUUCCUGACGUUUCAUCGUUCGAGUUUACUUGUUAGCGAUAUGAAAAUAUUCUUACCAUUCACAAUAAAUCUCGAUCCUUAUAUUAAGAAAAAAAUAAAAGAGGAGCAACAGAGUAUGGAAGAAGAAUCAGGACUACUUGGUCCAUAUAAACAGUAUAGUCCUUGGACUUUACCUAGUAAUACACAUGAAUCAUGGAGUGUAAAUAAAAAUGGUUUAUCAAAUCGAACAAUGAAACUUGUUAAAACACCAAGUCUACAAGGACAUGUACCGGUACCAUCAACAUCAUGGGUACAACCGUGUAUGCAGCCAACAUUCGAUUGGCAGACUACUCCAUCGUGGCAAGUACUUCCCAUGGAACCAGCGGUUAAACCACUCUCUGCAACUACAACAUUACCGUCCGAGAUUUUGGAGAUAAGACUAUCAUCUUUAACAGUAAAUGGAAUUUGCGACCUUAUUGAUAGGAUCGACAGUAUAAGUCCUAAUCAAGCACCACAGUACAAACAAGUUAUUAAAGAGAAUAACAUUAAUGGUAGAGUUUUAUUGCAUUGUGAUUUACAGGAGUUGAAAAAGGUUCUUAAAAUGGCUUUUGGAGAUUGGGAAUUGUUUCGUAUGGUGAUUGUGUCGCUUAGAGAAUUGGAAGUUUCAUCAUUUAGCACACAAGAAGAAGGUUCACGAAGUGUUCGAUUCACCGUAGGAUCGGAACAAAUUCAACGAAAAGGAGGAGAUCAUGCUUUACAAAAUACUUCGAUACGUGUGCCAACACAUGUAGAUAAAGACAAGGGAACAUCAAGAACCGAUGGUCCUAGACGAGAUCAAACUAAACAAUCUAUUAUGGAAAAACAAGUAACUUUAGAAGAACAGAUGAUAUGUGGUGCAUUACAAACUUUAAAUGAAGAAGCGUGUGAAGAUGUAUUAGAUGUACCAUCUUCUGCAGUGGUACCAUCAGACUCACUUGCAGGAUCCAUUUCGAUGGCCCCUCAAGAUACAGAUUACGUGAUUCUUCAAUCUAAUCCACUUCUACACUGGGUACCAGUCAACGAUGAACCAGAGACGUCAGACGACAGCUCGUUCGAGUCGACAGUACAUCUUCAACGUACGAACUCUCAACGUAGUAUUACAUCUCAACUUAGCACCAGAUCGGCUUGUUCGUUCGGACGUAAAGAGCUAAGAAAGAGUGGAGGCAAUUCUAUCAGUAGUAGACCAGCGUCGCUUUUUGUGUCUCCUCCGCCUUCUCCCAGACCCGCCUUCAGAUCCAAAUCAACAGAUGAAUACUAUGUAGCUAAUAAUAUACCCAUGAAAUCGGCUAUCUCUACACCUAUGAAGAAACGAUGUUCGACUUCGACCUUAAAUGAUGAGUUAAUUUUAUCGGUCCCUGUUCCAAACUCCAGCUUGGAAAAGUUAAGCAAACUGAAAGACCGUCUUAUGGGGACGUUACCUGUCUCGCCUGCUCCAGGAGAGAGCGAGGAUGAGUCCACGCCGUUAGUUUCCGAAUUAUCUACUCCAACUCACUCGCAAUCUGAUAGCGUGUUUAAACACGACUGCAGCGAGGAGAACAGUAGCUCGAUUUCCUCGAAUAAAAGUUUACCACGUGAUGGAGAACGAUCCAUCGAUGUUGUUGAUUAUUCCGACACUGUUAGUUUAAUGGUACGAGAAGCUUCGCAAGUGCGGUUCUUAUCGCGUCAAGACGCCGAGGAAUGGGACAAUCCCGAAACACCUGUUUGAUGUCAUCUGCUACACAGUUGUUAGCCAGUUUCCUUAAUAUGCAAUAACGCAUGACAAAAAAACUUUAAAUGAAAUGGUACUUAAAUCGGGGCUUGUGAUAUAUAUUUUCAAAGAGAAAGAUAGUCAGAACAGCAAAUUGAAAAUUCACACAUUUGUACAUAGUAAAUAGAAGAUAUCGAACUUUUUAGAUAAAGCGUUCGAAGCUGUUCAUGCAUCAGAGCGAUAAUAUUAGACAAAGAGAGAAUGCCUUUUAUGCAAUAUAUGUACAGUAUGUUUGAGUUCAUUGUUGCAGAAGAUACAUCUGAUAAUCGCACUCUAACAUUCCUUGAUACUAAUUUUAAUGCAUUUAACGAGACGCCAGCGUAUCAACUGUUUCUUUUCAAAGAAGUGAAACAGAAAACAUUUCUUUUAUCAUAUUGUAAACAUAUGCUGAAUGAUUAAUUCAAGUCAAUUCAUGAAAGCAGUAAUGAAACUCGACAAAUUAUAUGUACAAAAAAAUAAAUUAUAUUUAAUAAAUCCUAAUUCUCAUA
This is a messenger RNA of Bombus huntii, 8448 nucleotides long. RefSeq names its product kinase D-interacting substrate of 220 kDa (gene Arms). Gene Ontology annotation, molecular function: protein binding. Lineage: Eukaryota; Metazoa; Arthropoda; Insecta; Hymenoptera; Apidae. The coding region runs from base 1199 to 7918 and encodes 2239 amino acids. The transcript has 21 exons. The record is from RefSeq and is a predicted model, not a curated record.